AUGGAGGUACUGUGGCGAAUUGCUGAGGUGCACAUGGCCAAGCUUGUCAUGCUUGUGGUCGUCUCAAUCGCUGUCAGUGACAUAUGUGCACUGAAUUUGGCAGUUAUGAUACUUAUUUCUCUGGCUCUCUGUUUACCGGCGAUCUCCUCCCUUCUUGCAUUGCUUUUGUGCUUUUUCGUAUCGGUUUUUGUGAUACUUCGAAUGCUUUAUCAGAUGCACUUUGUGGUGGAGCGUGAGCUGGUUGUCGAUCCCGAACACCUAAUAUGCAAUUCAUCCGAAUUCAAUUUUGACGCCAUAGUGCACUGGUUUGGCUUCCGAAAAGUUUCUGUGAUUGGGGAUUAUUUGCAAGUAAGUGUUUCCACUGCGGGAUCGGGUCAGUUCAGGAAACACGAGUAA
Gongylonema pulchrum is the source of this 396-nucleotide messenger RNA. The record is from the annotation of a GenBank genome assembly. Lineage: Eukaryota; Metazoa; Nematoda; Chromadorea; Rhabditida; Gongylonematidae.